UUAUAUAAAAAUUGAUUCAAAAGUAAAAUUAAUAAAUUAUUAAAAAUCAUAUAUAUAUUCUAUUUUUUUUUAGAUGUUUCCUUAUAUUGAUAAUAUUCAUGGAAAAUGGCAUUUUAAUGAAAUACGAGCUAUAUUUUCAAGACGAUAUCUUUUACAAGAUAAAGCAUUAGAAAUAUUUGUUUCAAAUAGAAACUAUAAAACUUAUAAAUAA
This is a messenger RNA of Rotaria sp. Silwood1, 211 nucleotides long. The record is from the annotation of a GenBank genome assembly. NCBI's taxonomy places the organism in Eukaryota, Metazoa, Rotifera, Eurotatoria, Philodinida, Philodinidae.